Molecule: messenger RNA, 928 nt
Organism: Phalaenopsis equestris
Lineage: Eukaryota; Viridiplantae; Streptophyta; Magnoliopsida; Asparagales; Orchidaceae
Product: 60S ribosomal protein L19-3-like
Exons: 5
Coding region: 81-713 (210 amino acids)
Biological process (GO): translation
Cellular component (GO): ribosome; cytosolic large ribosomal subunit
Molecular function (GO): RNA binding; structural constituent of ribosome
Source: RefSeq, a predicted model, not a curated record
GCGCUUCUAUAAAACCCUUUUAUACUCCAUUGCUUAACCAUUCUUUUAGCGACUGCGGAAGGCGGCGGAAGCAAUAGACGAUGGUGUCGCUCAAGCUUCAGAAGCGGCUCGCCGCCAGCGUUCUUAGCUGCGGAAAGGGCAAGGUCUGGCUUGACCCUAAUGAGGUCAGCGAGAUAUCCAUGGCCAACUCGCGGCAAAACAUUAGAAAGUUGGUAAAGGAUGGUUUUAUUAUAAAGAAACCUAUGAAGAUUCACUCUAGAUCCCGUGCCAGGCGCAUGGCAGAAGCGAAGAGAAAGGGCCGUCACUCGGGAUAUGGUAAGCGUAAGGGUACUCGGGAGGCUAGGCUUCCUACCAAGGUUCUGUGGAUGAGGAGGAUGAGGGUCUUGAGGCGUUUGCUCAGGAAGUAUCGGGAUGCUAAGAAAAUUGACAAACACAUGUACCAUGAUAUGUAUAUGAAGGUGAAAGGUAAUGUUUUUAAGAACAAGAGGGUGCUGAUGGAGAGUAUUCACAAGUCUAAGGCUGAAAAGGCAAGAGAGAAGACACUUUCUGACCAGUUUGAAGCGAAGAGGGCGAAGAGCAAGGCGAGCAGGGAGAGGAAGAUUGCUAGGAGGGAAGAACGGCUGGCUCAGGGCCCUGGAGAGAAAGCACCAUCAGCAGCAGCAACUGCCACAACUCAAUCAUCAGAGUCUCUACCUAAGAGAACAAAGAAGUGAAACUCGGUAUCGACGCAAUGUUGGUGAGGUAUUUCUGUAAUAUGGGAAAUAGAUUUUUCCGGCUGCGUAGUUCUUCUAACAUUCUAAACUAUGCAACAUUUUUUCUUAUAUAUUUUUUCCCUAGACCGUGAUAAUUUGUAUCUGACAUUGCAUUUUGCUAUUAAAUAUGUUUUUUGUUGGCGACCUUAUUAUAUUCCUCUACUUUCAUCUGAUGU